Molecule: messenger RNA, 4361 nt
Organism: Notolabrus celidotus (New Zealand spotty)
Lineage: Eukaryota; Metazoa; Chordata; Actinopteri; Labriformes; Labridae
Gene: gstcd
Product: glutathione S-transferase, C-terminal domain containing
Source: RefSeq, a predicted model, not a curated record
GUACUUUGUAUUUUUAAACGCUGCCAUAAGAUGUCGCUGUGGAGCUAUGCUAGCUUACACUAAAGUGUAGAAGAAGAAGAAGCACUGCACUAGGAAGCGUGUAUCAAAACAACGUGGGUUCAUUGAAAUUGCCGGUGUCUAUGUCCACAUUAUCAACUCUUUAAUCCCAUUUACAAUGCAGCACACAGAAGCAAAGCAGCUCCCAUCUCUCUAUCUUGAAGUUUGUCCCCAGAAUGAAGAGACAUGUCUCCCACUGCAUACCUCCAUCGCCCUGUUCCUGCUCUCCUACUGCGAGUGCAAGUCUUUCAAAGUUUUCCUUGUCUUUACCAAACCCGCCGACUUACUGUCAUUGAAGAGCCAGCUACCAGAGGCUUUGGAUGUGUCUGACAUUCAGAUGGAGGAUCUGCCCCAGCUGGUGAGAGGCUGUCGUCUCCCCGCAGUGUUGGAUGAAACCGGGAGUCUGUGCAGGGCAGGGCUGGCGGUGGUCCUCAGACACAUCAUCAACAAGACCCUAGAGGCUGACCCCCGUAGAAAUGAUGUGCUGGCACUGCUGGGGUUCAAGAAGACCUGUUUGAAGGCCUGUGCUGAGGUAAGCAAGUGGACCCGCCUGUGUGAAAUUAGCAUCCCCUCCGCUGUUGAAGAACAUCUCAAAAACCCCUCAAACCAACAGCAGCAGCUCCCUCUCUCCAUCCUCACCUUAGAGCGAAGGCUGGCCGAGCCCGUCAAAGUCCAUAAUGAUGAUAAAAUACGCAGACAGAAACUCCAAGAACAGAGAAAGAAGGAAAAGAAAGAGUUGCCUGCAGGUCAAGAGAAAUCAGCACAUGAGCCUGAACCUGGACAGUCACCACAGGUCUGUGAUGGACUUGAGCUCAGAGCGGCUUUGGCUAAGCUGUCUGUGGAUUCAGUUCCCACCUCCGCCACCAGAGAGAACCCUGAGAUCAGGAAAGUGAAGACAACAGACCUGCCUCCGCUUGAGCAUGUGUUUGCUGAAGGACUCUACUUCACUCUGACUGAUGUGGUGCUGCUGCCAUGCAUCUAUCAUUACUUGUGUUCUGUCCACACCCACGCUGCAAACACUCUGCAUCAGCUCCCACACCUGCUGCGCUGGUACAACCGUGUCCAGGAGGUUCCUGGAGUCCUCAGAGCAGCCCAGGCAUGUGGAAUGACCCUCACCACCUCACAAGUGUCUGCAUCAAGCAUCCCAGUGCAGUCAGCAGAGGACAACUUAACGAGGCCAACGGAGCAGGAAGAAAGUCAGGAGAUGACCUCACAGCUUCCCUUUGUCGGAGGACCGAGACCCACAAUGACUAAACUUAAAGAAAAUGGCAUUGAGGCAGUGUUCGCUCCUCAUCCUUGCCCUGCAUGGACCCUCCCUUGGGACAGCUUACCCGAAGCUAUCAACCCCACUGAAGGGAAAAUGUCAAAUAUCCGUGCUGUCAGGAAGAGGCAACAGCUGAAUAACUUGGUUGCGAUGGUUACAGAGCUAGCCAGGCCGGGCUACACCAUCGUGGAUUUCUGCAGUGGAACGGGGCACGUAGGGAUUGUUCUGGCUCACACACUACCAGACUGCCAGGUAAUGUAUGUUCUUGCGGAUGUGCGAGUAAUAUCUCUGGUCAGGGCCCAGAGUCGUGGUGCUGAGCUGUGGUCUGAAAAACAUGGCUUCAUUCAGGCCAACCUGGACUAUUUCACUGGACCGUUUCAAAUUGGGGUUGCCCUUCAUGCAUGUGGUGUAGCAACAGACAUGGUGACGGGGCAUUGCAUCCAGGCAGGAGCUGCCUUUGUCAUCAGUCCUUGUUGCUACGGCUUCAUCCAGAACGCAAUCAAGUUCACCUUCCCCAAGAGCAAAAGGUUCCAACAGACUCUGUCUUAUAAGGAACACAUGGUACUGUGUCGCUUUGCAGACCAAACUGCUGUCCAGCUCCCACCUGAGAGGAGACUCAUAGGUAAACAUUGUAUGGGCCUGGUUGACUUGGACCGCUCUUGGGCGGCAGACCAUGGGUACUCAGUACAGGUGAUGACUAUGGCUGAGAGCUGCUCACCAAAGAACAACAUGCUGGUGGGAACGCCGCUGCAAAAGAGUGGACUGGACGUGGAUGCUGGCCAGCUGGACACAGUGGUGCAUAAUUAGGGCUGUGAGGAGUGUUGUACAGCAAAAUAGCAGCAAUGUGGCUCCUGGCCGGGUCAUGAUGCUGCUGAAAAACAUUAUCUAGUCACAAACAUUUUUACUCAUUUUUAAAAGCUUUUUUUUUUAAACAGUCCUUCAGAAAAUAAAACAUGUUUGGUUCUUAUCUCCUUUGAAAAAAAGAAAUCAUCUGAAAUUUUUCUAGGCCAUGACUUUUCUCAAGAUAAACAUGUGGGAGAGGUCUUUCUUCAGUAAAAUGUACUCAAUUAUUGGAAGCUAUGCUAUCAUAAAAGAGCUCAAACCUCUCACCAACUGCUACGUUGCGUUUGUGUCUUUGCCAGAAAUGUGUGAUCAAGCUGUCAGCGUAAACAGAAGCAGCAGGAAUUACGCACCCUCGAUGCAAAUUAACUACAGCAUACUUCCACAUGCUGUUUUUGCAAAUAGUCUGUAUGGACUCAGCAGUCAGCUUGCUCUCUUGCCAGGUAAUAACAGAAGAAGAGUGCUAAAAACGUGUGUUGUCUCCGAGAUGAGAUGGGAAAUUAUCAUUAUCUACCUCUCUUUCGUGUGUGAGUGUGUGUGACCGACAGAGGACGAGAGGGGGGUAAAGGAAAGAGGUAUUGAAAGAGAGAAAUUGGAUUCAAAGUAAUUUCAUGUUGGGUAUAAUUUGGCAUUCGUCAUGGUUCCAUACCGAAACUGAUUACUCCUCAUAAUAAAUGUAUGGGAAUAUGGUAUGUUUCCCAUACUACGUUCAGCAGUAAUGAAUAUUUUAUGAUUCUGGUGAAAAGGUCAGUAUACUUGAUCAGUGCGUACCGUUAAGACUGAAAAUCACACAAUACGCUCCAUACUUCCAAUCUUGUAUACUUCAGACAUACUAUAGCCCCUUAAGCUUUCAUUCUCCACGCUGAAACUGGCCAUCUGUUUCUCUGAAGUAUCCUGUGUUGUCAUCUUUGACAGUGCAUUCUCGCUGAAUGAGAAAUCCAGUGAGAUAGCCCAGGAGAUGGUUUUCCCACUCACACUGAAGGAGUAGACGAGAGGUUCAGGAUUUUCCAGCGUCAAACUCAUCUAAAUUCAGUCAGCAGAGUCAAUCUAUCCCGAGGUGAAUGGCCACAGACACAGCUCCUUCAAGGACUGGAAUUAUUUCAAAAGGAGAUGUCUGACUCCUUGUUCAUGCUUGUGGCUCUGCACAAGUGCACAUAACAGAAAUGCAUAUUGGCACGAAAGCAUAAAGAGAGUGUGUAGGUGGAACUACUUUAAGCUGCAGGAGAGAGAGUGAGGAGAAUAUUGAAGUAAGUCGAUUAAUCUAAAACACCCGCGGGUUGAAGGUGACUAUACAAGAUUCUUUGUUUACACAAAAAUCUGUGAGAUAUCGGAGCUUCUUGCUAUGUGAAUGUGCAGUAUUUAUUUACCUAUGAUCUGCUUCAUAAAGCCUUUCUGUAAAUACGGCAUGGGGGCAGUGAUGCACUGAGCUGAACACAUUUUUAUUGUGUAUUCAACAGAAUUGGAGCGCAAUGCUGUUUAUGUCUUUGCAUACAAGGAAUUUGCCUUGGUAUCAAGAUGCAAGAUGUCAAAAUCAACAAAGGAAAAAGCAUCAAACUAAAUGAAUUGCCCUGAGCAAAAAGAGCCCAACUUAAAAAAAAAAAAAAACAUGAGUUCUUUACAAUUAAUCUCUAUGUAUGAAAUUGUAAUCAGUAUUAAAAGAUACUUUGGGGGGAAUCUACUGAUAUCAUAUGAAUAGACAAUAAUUGCCAGGGUUUCAAAUAUUGGAGUGUUGCCUUUUUAUAUGUAUUUACAGUGAAACUGCUACUCACCAAAUUAACAGUAACUGGCAUUCCUCGAGCAGAAGAAAUUACGUUAUUUGUGUACACCUAGUAAGAAAGGGCUUUUGAUGGUCCAUAUGCUUCCCCCAUUGUGAAAUUUGAAGCCAAAGACCACCUUGUUUUUAUUUCUGUGUUUUUUUUCACUUCACUGCACCAGUGUUUGUGUCCCAUUGACUGCAACAGUUCACUGCCCCAUAUGUGGGUUCCUUGCCUAUUGGUAUGAUUUUGCCCUUUACUCAAUUAGCUUUUUUACAAGUUAACAGUUUAUACAACCUGUUCAGAGUCCAGAGUAAAUGGAUAGAAAAGCCUGUACUGCCCUAUCAAUUAUCUUAAUACCACAGUAACUCAUAGUUCAUUCUGUGUAUAAGCACCAUGCACGAUGUGUUUUCCUUCCACUUUUCUAAUAAACACCAUGAGCAUAA